This is a messenger RNA of Symbiodinium sp. CCMP2456, 329 nucleotides long. The record is from the annotation of a GenBank genome assembly. Lineage: Eukaryota; Dinophyceae; Suessiales; Symbiodiniaceae.
GCACCUCCCCGAUCUCCUUGGGCUGCUUGCCGGCCUCGCGUCGGGCGGUGGGGCGCUUUUCGUGGCAGAGCUGCUUCAGGCACCACUGAGCUCUUUGCAGCUCCCCUACCGUCUCCUGCGGCAUCUGACAGACUUCGAGGAGAGCCCUUGCUCCAGCUCCCGACCUCACCGGGGCACGCGCAUGGUCCUCCGCGGCAGCGCCUAUGUCGAGGAGCUGGCGCUUCGCCUCAUGGCCUUGGAGUUGCCGGAGUGGUACGUCGAGAACUCGCUGGUGUUGCCGGCAGGGUCCCAAGGUCUUCUCGUCCACGACAGGCCACAGGACAGCCAUA